Molecule: messenger RNA, 1605 nt
Organism: Drosophila willistoni
Lineage: Eukaryota; Metazoa; Arthropoda; Insecta; Diptera; Drosophilidae
Product: probable WRKY transcription factor protein 1
Exons: 4
Coding region: 1-1605 (534 amino acids)
Source: RefSeq, a predicted model, not a curated record
AUGCAUAUGAUCAAGGGAUUAGUUUUGGUGGUCGCCUGUUUGGCAGCCACAGUUAUUGCAAAGCCCCAGCAGCAUCAACAGGGCAAACGCGGAGCCUAUAAGCUCUUUGCUGGUCGUCAAUAUGACGAACUUCCCGCCCAGGGACGUCUCAGUUCUACCCAGUUGACCGAUCUUAUCAACAGCCUGAAGGGCACCUCUAGCAGUACUACUGCCUCCUCAGCUCCUACCACUAUUACUACCGUUACAUCGCCCGUUUCGCCCACUACUUCUCCAACAAGUACUAGUCCAACAACAACAACUAGUACUGGUACAUCCACCUCAACCUCCACCCCCACCGCCACCAGCGCCAGCAGCCGAGCCUACAACAAUGAUGAUGAUGAUGAUGAGUUUAAUGACGAUGAGGAUAACCAAUUUGAGUACAAUGGACAUUUGGCCGCCUUCAAUGACGAGAAUGACGAAGAUAAUGUAAACGCUAUUGCCGGAAAUGCUGCCCGUGCCACACGCAACAAUGCCCAACAGCGUCGUCGUAUUAACAAGUUGCGCCGCAAUCGUCGCCAGCAGAAGCGCCGCCAGCAGCUGCAACGCCGUCGUCGUCAACAGAACAACCAGCGUCGUCGCCAAAAGCAACGUCUACAGCAGCAGCGCCGUCGCCAUCGCCAGCAAUUGAACAAGCAGCGCCAGCGUCGCAAUCGCCGCCAAAACUUGCGUCUGAUGCAACGUUUCCGUCAGGGUAACUCCAAUCGCAGGCGUCUGAUCCGUCCUAUUGCAUACUUUAAGGGACGCAGUUUCCGCAUUUCGGCCUAUACUAAUGAUCACCUGCAUCAGGUACAUGUCGCUCGCAGCAAUGGACUCAAGAGUGACAAUCUAGAGGAAGACUCACUUUUGAAAUUACGUCUCAUUAAACGUGCAACCGAUCAGGCCGAGGGUAGAAGUAUUUCCCAGCUACUAAACCUGAAGGGAAGCUCAUCAUGCGGCACAAGCACAAGCACUAGCCCCACCUACACCACGACCGAGACAUCAACGUCAGUACCUACAGCAUCGACAGAAAUUGCAGGUCUAAUAGAGCCAGUAUCUUCAAAUUAUGAAUACUCCGACACUGAAACCGAGCGUGCCUAUAACGGGGACAAUGACCAUCAAGGCGAGUUCAACUUUGAUGAUGAAAAUGAGUUGGACCAUAACGACGACGACAGCGAUGAUGAGGAUGAAUUCAGUGAUGAUAAUUCCAAUCAAUUGGUCCGUGUUAAUCACGACAACAGCGGCAGCAGCAGCAGCAGCAACAGCAACGCCAUUCGGCGCUCUCGCCCCAGCAGCCACAGUAACAACGUGCAGGUAUUGCAGGAUCGUCUAACUGAAUAUGAGAUCCGUCGUCAGGAGGAUCGCAACAAGGAGUUGCGCAAUCGUUUGCGCCGUCUUCGUCGCCGUACCCAAGAGAUGCAGCGCCGCAAUCGACGUGCUAAUUUGGCAGCGAGACGUUAUAACCAAAGCCAACGUCGCCGUUUGGCUCAACGUAACAAGAAUGCCCGCCGGCGUCUGAACCGUCGCAACCGCCGCAACCAGCGCCUUAGCCAGAGAAGAAACCGUCGUAACCGUCGCCGCCGCAACUAG